Amoebophrya sp. A120 is the source of this 1028-nucleotide messenger RNA. Lineage: Eukaryota; Dinophyceae; Syndiniales; Amoebophryaceae. The record is from the annotation of a GenBank genome assembly.
AGGUACGGGAGACCGCAAGGCUAAUGCUGCAGAAGGGGGGGGCAAAAAAUUUGGACCGCGUAAGCAUGGACUUCUACCAGGAUUUUUUUCGAGGGAGAGCUGGCGCGGUUGUCCAAUAUCCCGGACGAAUGUCCUCGGCCGGGCAGGAUCAGCCAAACGAAAACAAUCCCGCACGGGCCGCAAGCUUGCCGGGCCCAUACAAAGGACGGAAAGCGCGGGCGCUGAUUGAAGGCGGUGCAAAUGCGACGGAGCGCAGGGCCAUCGGCCGCCCGCGCGCCCGGCGCCCCGGGGCCUUCGGCAAUUCCCACCCACCGCCGCCAGGCUUUGCCCCGUUUCAAUUCCGCAAUUAACGCCGACGCGCCCGCAGCGCCUUGCCCGUGUUCCCAAUACGGGAAGACGGAAGGCCCUCAGCCUCGACAAGGUGAGGGCGCGGUCGCGGCGGCGCUUUGAAGCGCCGCGGCAGAGAGGAAGCAAAGGCAAACCAAAUGCCCGGCCAUCGUCGUCGACGCCACCGACGACAUUGGCAGAGACAACUGGGGCUACGCGGCCGCUUCGACCGGCCGGGCGGGCGGGGCAAAGCACGAGACAGAGAGACGCGCGAGUCCCGGCCGGGUCAGGUGGGAGGCGGGCCACUGCGCGGGCAUGAUAGAUUGCGCUUGUGGGAUAAAGUUGGCGCCUGGCCGGCGCACUCACAGCGCCUUGGUGGCGUUGUGAGUGCGCCCCCGCACCAAAGACAUCGCCGCCGCCCGUCGCGCGUGAGAGGGUGUGGCGCUGGGGUGGCUACCGCCUGCCGCCGCUUGCAUGCUUGCCAUUUUUAUCUUCGGCGCGGGCCCGCCCCAUUUUACCGGUGCGCCUUAAGCGGCGCCCGUCUGAUGCCGCCGUUCGUGGGGCGCGGCGCGCGCGUGCUUGGCGCUUGGGGCCGGGCCCGGCGCCUGCUCCUGCCGCCGCGCGCUGGCUAGUCUUUUUGCCUGCUCAAAGCGCUCCCCUGUAGUCGUGUGAUAUAGAGCAGCGCGGCUCUAGUAGGUACA